Messenger RNA from Cryptomeria japonica (Japanese cedar), 1576 nucleotides. Its product is annotated as hsp70 nucleotide exchange factor FES1. The coding region runs from base 330 to 1424 and encodes 364 amino acids. The record is from RefSeq and is a predicted model, not a curated record. NCBI's taxonomy places the organism in Eukaryota, Viridiplantae, Streptophyta, Pinopsida, Cupressales, Cupressaceae. The transcript has 7 exons.
UUAUUACUGUAAAACUAAAAAUCUGAUGAAAAAAUCUUGUGCUUUACAGAUCUAAGAGGUUAAAUAAAGUACCAUUGUGUAGAGAGAAUCUGUUACAUUUUCUCCAUUGCUCGAAUUAAACGCAAGCGUAGUGUGCAGUCCUACGUGGCAAGGAGUAACGUCAUUUAACCAAUGAUAUUGCUCGAACAGAGCAGCCAAUAGGAUCUCAGCGAAGUGUUUGCGUGCCUUUCAAUGACGUGGAUUUCGUUUCCUUUUAACUUUCUCAUUAGACCGGGAGCCCCUUAGACAAAUCUAUUUGGCGCGCGUAAUUUAUCCGAGUUUGUUAUUGGAUGUCUCGAGUUCGAAUCACCCUGAGCACGAUGUUGAAAUCCAUGAUGGUUUUCGUAUGGGUUUUGAUAGGGUUUUCUUGCCUGGUAAAAGCUCAAAACACUGUACAAGAAGAAUUCAUGGACGGAGGAUUUCCUUCUCUAGACUCUAUGCUGCAAUGGGCUGUAGGCCAUUCAGACCCUGAAAAAUUAAGAGGAGCGGCAGAGGAAACCCAAAGACUGGCUCCAGAAGAUCUUGAGAAGCGAAGAAUUGAAAUUAAGGAACUACUAGACAAUUUACGGAUGCCAUCUGAUGCUGAUCUAAUGAAAAUAGCAAUUGCAGACCUCAAUAAUUCUUCACUUUUGACAGAAGAUCGUUCUCGAGCUCUACAUGAGCUUCUGGAGCUUGUAGAACCUAUUGACAAUGCAAAUGAUUUGAAUAAACUUGGAGGCCUCACUGUAGUUAUUGAAGAACUCAAUAGAGAAGAGAAAGAACUACGAACAAUAGCUGCAUGGGUUCUUGGAAAAGCUAGUCAUAAUAAUCCUGUUGUUCAAAAACAAAUACUUGAGCUAAAGGCCUUACCCAAGUUAAUUCAGCUAGUGAAGUCAAGCUUUUCUGAAGAAGCAGUUAAAGCUCUUUAUGCAGUUUCAGCUAUAAUUAGGAACAAUCCAGAUGGGCAGGCAGUGUUUUACUCAGAAGGUGGAGCUCAUAUGCUUCAGGUUAUCAUGAGCAAUGCUAGCAGUGAUAUGAGGCUGCGUAAGAAGUCUGCUUUCUUGGUGGCUGACUUAGCAGAAGAACAGUUACAAUCUGAUUUGGCUCCAGUUGCCUUUCAAGCUGAUAAAGAAUUUCUAAAAUCAGUGGUGGAUCUCACAGCAGUGCCUGAUUUAGAUACAAAAGAGAAGGCUUUGGUGGCAUUGAGGAGUCUUAUUCAGCUCAGUGAUAGAACUGCUCAAGUUCUGAGAGAUUUUUGUCAGUUGGAAUCGGCAUUGGAGAGUCUUAGAGUUGAACUUGGAGAGUUGAUGCAAGAAGAAAAUCUCAAAGAAUAUGCGAGUGAUGUAGAGGCACAACGCCAAGAAGUAGGCUCCAUUUUUCAAAAGAAAUUGCAAAAUAGAUUAUAAAAUCCUUGACUCUAAGGGUAUCAUCUUUUGUUCUGUAUAUCAUGAGGGAACUAAUGAAAUAUUAUUGAGUUACCAAGAUGGCAUGUUUUUCUAUCAUUCUCUAUGUUGUAUAUUUUUAAGGAAUCAGCAAUAAACGAAAAAGUUCACACUUA